Microplitis mediator is the source of this 6735-nucleotide messenger RNA. RefSeq names its product cadherin-23 (gene Cad88C). Gene Ontology annotation, biological process: homophilic cell-cell adhesion. The transcript is spliced from 11 exons. Lineage: Eukaryota; Metazoa; Arthropoda; Insecta; Hymenoptera; Braconidae. Gene Ontology annotation, cellular component: plasma membrane; cell-cell junction. Bases 500 to 6184 code for a protein of 1894 amino acids. Gene Ontology annotation, molecular function: calcium ion binding. The record is from RefSeq and is a predicted model, not a curated record.
UUUCAGUUCAUACCGCACUACACAACCGGUCAGGAGUAUUCUUUACCUUUUAACUAUAUAUUUAAAAUUUUUUUAAAUUAAUAUUGUGUUUAAAUUAUAUCUAUUUAUAAUUAAGUUAUUUGUGAUUUAAAUAAAUCAGUGUCGUGCUAAAUAAAAGUUAUGUUUCAGCUAAUUUUGAUUAACAUGUAUGUUAAUUUUUUUAUUUUAUAAUAAUUAAUAACGUGUACUAGCAUAUAAUGAAACGAUCCAUAACUUGAGAAUGCCACAGACUUUCCUGACUAAUUGACCACAAAGUCUAAUUAACCAGCUUCCCAAUGGCUCAAAUAAUUCACUUAAUUAUUACUAGCAAAAGUUUUACAUUUAGUAAUACAUAAAAAUAUAUAAUAUAAUAUUAAUGUCUAAACGGAGGCGUAGCUUUCAUCAACUACUUGAAUAUCAUAUGGAUGAUAAAAAUAUGAAUUAUGUUAACGACUAAUAUUAACCAGUUUAUUAUUGUGAAAUGAUCUUUGAAGAAAUAAAGUCUCGAGGACUUUUUAUGUCCGCAAAAAAAGUACGAUUUAAACUCUUUUGCGUGCUGAUCUGCUUCGUGUCUCCCUGUCUCGCUAGGAAUCAUCCACCGCAAUUCCUCAUAAAUGGACAAACUGAGAUUGUGGUGAGACUUAGAGAAGGACCCGAAACCCCCGUUGGAAGUUUAAUUUACAGACUAAGAGGCAUUGAUCCUGAUGGUGAUAAUUUAACAUUUGGUGUAAAAGAUCAACCAGGAGCCGAUGUCAUUCGAGUCGAAAAUUUUGGCACUCAAGAAGCAAAUAUAUAUUUAAAUAAAUUAUUAGAUAGAGAGAUAAAAGAUGAGUAUACAAUUGUGCUGACACUGACCGAUGACAAACUCGGAGAUGGAAACUUUAUUACACAAAGUCUAUUACUGUUGGUGGAUGAUGUUAAUGAUAAUGUACCUAUUUUUCGUCCCCAUCCAACCACCUUGACAGUGAGAGAAGACUCUGGUCCUGGUAUAUUAACUACAGUAGAAGCAAUAGAUGCUGAUGAAGGUGCUCAUGGUCAAGUCGUUUACCAUCUGCAAGAGCUUGAUGGAGAUAAUGAUGUGUUCUCAAUCUCAACUGUCAGUGGUAAAGGUGUUAUUCGUCUCGCUGGUAAGCUAGAUUAUGAAAAAAAAUAUCUCUACCAGUUAAGAAUUAUUGCUGUUGACCGUGCGAUUAAUGGGAGAAUUAACACAGGAACAACUGCAAUCUUACUUAAAAUUCAGGACGUUGAAGAUCAACCGCCUGAGUUCAUUGCCAUGACUCCAGUUGCUAGAAUUAGCGAAAAUGCCAAGAUUGGAACUUCCGUUCUCCAAGUUCGAGCUAUCGACGGUGACAAAGGAAUAAAUAAUAGAGUUUCAUAUAGCAUCUCUGAAGGACCUAGAUAUCUUUUCGACAUUGACGCUAAUUCGGGUCUUGUUUUCACACGCGCCCAAUUAGAUAGAGAAGCUGAAGACAAUGGUGAUGGGACAUUUAUCUUGGAAAUAACUGUUAAAGAAAUUUCUCGAGUUGUUCCAACGCCUUCAGUAACCACAGAAGUAACUAUUAUUCUCACGGAUGUUAAUGACGAAACUCCAAGAUUUCGAAGUGAUCGUUAUGUCGCAGAAAUAAAUGAAAAUGCACCACCAAAUACACCUGUUAAUUUUAUCGGUGAUUCAAUACCAGAAGUUUAUGAUCAUGAUCUUGGUAGUAAUGGUACAUUUCAAAUGUUUAUUGACGAUAAUAGUGGUAUAUUUGAAGUAACACCAUCUCGGGGUAUUAAUGAAGCACCAUUUUUAAUACGCGUUAAAAAUCCAACAGAAUUGGAUUUUGAACAACGAUCAGUAAUCAACUUUACACUUGUUGCUAAAGAAAUAGCUUUAUUUCAUCCCAAAUUCAGUGUUGUGCCAGUAACAGUUUAUAUAAAAGAUCAAAAUGACAAUUAUCCAGAAUUUACAAAACCUAUAUACGAAGUUAGUAUACCAGAAAAUUGUCCAGUUGGAACUACAGUUGCGUGGGUUCAGGCGUUAGAUAAUGAUAGUGGUAAUUACGGAAGUUUAGGAAUCAGAUACACUAAUUUGGGUGGAAGUAUCGCAUACGCAUUAAAGUUAAAUUCAACAUCCGGUGUUAUUACGGUGAAACAAACAGGCCCGGGCUUUGACCGCGAACUUGUAGCCCGGCAUUAUCUCACGGUCGAAGCUCGUGAUGACCUCGGUAAGGGAAACCGCAAUACAGUACAGCUGGUAGUUAAUAUUGAUGAUGUCAAUGACAAUCCACCUGUAUUUCUACAAAAUAAAUAUGAAGCUGUAUUAUUAGAGAAUAAACAAAAGUUUGAAUUGCCAAUAACCGUUGAAGCAUUUGAUAUUGAUUUAAAUGCAACUAAAAAUUCAGAAAUCGUUUAUUCAUUAGUUUCGAGUGAAUUUUCACGUAAUUUUACAAUCGAUUCUAAAAAAGGUACGAUUAAACCUGCUAACCCUAUGGAUUUCGAAGCAUUGCCAAUGAUUCCCGGGCAUCGAGAAGCGUCCAUUCGUCCACUUAAAUUAAUCGUUAGAGCUCGAGAUUUAGGCACGCCAAGUUUAAGUUCAGAUGUACCAUUUAUUGUUUACUUAAAAGAUGUAAAUGAUAAUGAACCAAUGUUUGAACGUGCUAUUUACCAAAAAAAUAUUCCCGAAGAUCUUACAGGUGGAACAAGUAUUUUACAAGUAAAAGCGUGGGAUAAAGACUUAUCGUCACCAAAUAAUAAAUUAGUUUAUCGUAUUCAAAAUGGUGCUGGUGAUAAAUUUGUCAUAAGUCCUGAGAGUGGAACUAUUAAAGUUGCACCAGGAUCAAAUUUAGAUCCUGAUUUAACGUCACCAAAAACAACAAAAUAUACAUUAACAGUCGUUGCGAUUGAUAGUGGAACAAAUAUCCAAAGAUCAGCUCAAGUAUUAGUUAAUAUUACAAUUAUUGAUGUUAAUAAUAAACCACCAGUUUUUAUUGAUCCUGGUACUGUUUCUAUAAGAGAAAAUACACAAGUUGGUGCGUAUGUUCAUCGUUUGGUUGCUAUUGAUCCAGAUAUUGCACCAAUUUUACGCUAUAAAAUCGAUCCGAAUUCAUCGGAAGCGCGUAAUGAAGAAGGUACUCUAAUUCGUAUUCAAGAGUAUGAUUACUUAGCCGCUUUUGAGCUCAAUGCUCUGGAUGGUCUUUUGAGAGUUGUAAAACUGUUAGAUCGUGAAAGAGUUGAAACAAUAAAAUUAGGCCUUAUUGUUGAAGAUUUAGCUGCUGUAAAGGGAAUUCAAACAGCAUCUACCACACUAAAUAUUCUUAUUGAAGAUGAAAAUGAUAAUAAUCCAAAAUUUCGACGACCAUUUUACAGACGUUCUGUUAUGGAAAAUAGUAAAAAUGGUGUCCACAUUGCUAGUAUUGUUGCUGAUGAUCCCGAUAAAAAUCGUACAAUAACGUAUUUACUAGAAGGUCCAGUUGAAAUUACUGAUCUCGUACAUUUAGAUUCAGAAACUGGUGAAAUGGUUGUGUCCAAUAAAAUAGAUCGUGAAUUAUAUUCCUGGUUUAAUCUAACUGUACGUGCUACUGAUUCUGGUAUACCACUAAGAUCCAGUUUGUCUGAAAUUUACGUACAAAUAUUAGAUGAAAAUGAUAAUAAUCCGUAUUUUAUAACCGAUGUUAAUAAUAUAACGAUUAUGGAAAAUACAAAAAUAGGUACGGAAAUAGCACAAAUUGAGGCUCGAGAUCCUGAUAGUGGUGAUUAUGGUAAAAUAACAUAUUUACUAGAUCAUAUUUCGUCACAUGGAAGAUUUACCAUCCAUCCAGAAACAGGCGUAUUGUCUAUAGUCAAUACAAUUGAUUGGGAAUCAAAGAGUAGUUAUAUAGUAAUAAUUGAAGCAUGGGACAAUUAUCAAUUUGGCUAUACAUCUGGUGAGUCAAGAAAUGCAUUUAAACAAAUUGAAAUAAUAGUUGAAGACGUUAAUGAUAAUUCACCUAAAAUAGAGUUACCACAAAAGUGCGUUACAAUAUCUGAAUUUCAUGAUACUCGGGAUACAAUAGCAACUAUUAAAGCAACAGAUGCUGAUAAUCCAUCAAGUCCUAAUGGACAAGUAAUGUUCAGAAUUCUUACAGGCAAUGAAAUGGGUUUAUUUAUUUUAGAACAAAUCGAUUAUUGGACAGCUAAAAUAAAAGCUGUGAGUUCAUUGAGAGGAAAAUUUGGAAAUUAUUCAAUACUUUUAGAAGCACGUGAUCUAGGAUCACCAUUCAAUCAAGAUAUUAAAUACUUAGCGAUAUGUGUUACUGAUUAUAAUGACAAUCCUCCAGUAUUUUUGAGUCCUCAGCAUAAUACAACAAUACGUGUACUAGAAAAUGUAACUGUUGGGUCAACGAUAAUUCAAGUUGAAGCUAAAGAUGCUGAUAUUGGACUAAAUGGAGAAGUUCAUUAUCGAUUAAAGCAAGAUCUUGCUGGUCAUUGGAGAACGUUUAGUAUUGAUGAUAAAACUGGAGUUAUAACACUCAAACAACCAUUAGAUCGUGAGACUCAAAAAAUGUAUGAGAUAAGAAUUGAAGCUUAUGAUCUUGGUACACCAACACCUUUGAGCACCGAUUUAGAUCUUAUUAUCUAUGUACGAAAUAUUAAUGAUUAUGAACCGCAAUUUUUAGUAGAUGUAUUUACAAUAUCAUUUACAGAAGAAAAACCAGCAGGUUCUGAAGUUAUUGAUCUACCAGAAACAAUUGACAGAGAUGAAGUUGAUGAUUUAGAUGAUCCGCCUACUCAAGUUUGCUAUUUUAUCGUAGGUGGUAAUAACGAUGGUUACUUUACCUUAGAUACUUUUAAUCAUAAACUCACUACUGCCAAAAAAUUAGAUCGGGAAUCACAAGAAGAACAUUUAUUACUCAUCAAAGCAACUGAAGAUUGCUCAUCAGUUCCAGCAAAUGAAAGUUUUUUUGAUUCAGCUGAUGAUACUUUAUUAAAAGUUGUUAUCACUGUCAAUGAUAUUAAUGAUAAUCCGCCGAAAUUUGUCAGCAAAAUUUUUACUGGCGGUGUAACUACAGAAGCAGAUUUUUCUACUGAAGUUAUUCAUAUAAAGGCAAUUGAUUUGGACGCGGGAGAUAACGCCGCUGUAAGUUACUAUCAAGUUGGAAAAAUUCAUAUGACUUUAACGGAAGGUCUAGAUGACAUAAAUAUCCAGCCUUUCUUAGUAGACAAACUGAGUGGCGCAAUUACAUUAAAUUUUGAUCCUCAACCACGAAUGAAAGGUUAUUUUGAUUUUAUGGUCCUUGCUAAUGAUACAGACGGUCUUAAAGACACAUCACGAGUAUUUAUUUAUUUAUUAAGAGAAGAUCAAAGAGUUCGCUUUGUGUUAAGACAACAUCCACCAGAAGUUCGAAAUAGGAUUGAUAACUUUCGAGAAAUACUUGGGAAUGUAACAGGAGCAAUAGUAAAUGUAGAUGAGUACAAAGUUCAUGAAAAUCAAGACGGUUCUGUUGAUCGUACGAGAACGGAUCUUUAUCUUCACCUAGUAAAUCGCCGAGAUAAUUCAAUUUUAGACGUAUCAGAAGUUCUUGAAUUAGUAGAUCGUAAUAUUGAAAAAUUGGACGGUUUAUUUAAAGAUUUCAAUGUUUUGGAUACACAACCAGCUGAAUCACAACCAAUUGUUCAAUAUGAACAAGCCGGAACAACGUUCUGGCUUUUAGUAUUAACUCUAUUUCUUGGUGCACUAUUAAUUUUGUGCAUUGCUCUGUGUUUAUCACAAAGAGCUUCAUUUAAACGACAACUAAAAGCUGCCAAUGCAUCACCUUUCACUACUAACGAUUCUGAAUUCAUACGUGGUCCAGGAAGAGUUCCAAAUACUAAUAAACAUAGUGUAGAAGGAUCAAAUCCUAUUUGGAUGCAUGCUUAUGAGAAUGAAUGGUUCAAAAGUGAUGAAUCAUUCAGUCAUAAUUCCGAUCGUGAUUCGCUCGAUGAAAAUGCCUUAAAUAAUGAACAAGUAAUUAAUGAAGCAAGUUCUGGCGAAAGAAUUACCAAUGAAAAUCCAUACUAUACUCAACCGGGACCAGCUUCAAUAUCUAGCGUUGAAAGUAUAACAGCCAAUCAAAGUGAAUCCUAUCGAGAAUCUCCAAUAUACCAACACCAAAAUCCAGUACUAAAUAAUCCUCUCGGUAAAAAAAUCGAAACUACUGAGCUAUAAUUUAUUAUAUUUUAAUAAAUAAAUAAAUUGUUGUAAAUAAUUCGUAAUUUUUGUACUUAACAUUUAUUUAUACCGUAAUAUAUUUUGAGUCUCCGAAGAUUCAGACAUUGACUCAGGAUACAGUAGUUCAUAUGUAGAUAAGAAAUCGCUCUUUGAUAAUCUAAUCUAUAAAUAAUUUAACUGUACCAAUUGUACUAUUUUUAUUUAUGAAAAAAAAAUAAUUCAAAUUUAUAAAAUAUUCCAUCGGUGAAGAAUAUUAAAUUAUUGAAGUGUGAAAAUAAAUUUUGUACAUGUUUUUUGUAAAUGUUUAUGAACAAAUAAAAUUUUAAAAAAUACUUAUAUGAUAUAUAUGUGUAUGAAUACGUUUUACAGUACACUGAAGAAAUCGAUAUAGAUGAUUUACUGUAGUGAAUGCAACAUGUCGCAUGGCUACUUGUAACGCACACGCGACAAAAAUAAAAUAGGUCAUCCCAUAAUUUUUUAUGGUAUAAUUAUAUUUAUUAAAUAUUCAAUCCAAUCAAGAAAAAACUCACAAAUUAUUAAAUUAAUUU